Salvia miltiorrhiza (redroot sage) is the source of this 478-nucleotide messenger RNA. RefSeq names its product arabinogalactan protein 14. The record is from RefSeq and is a predicted model, not a curated record. Lineage: Eukaryota; Viridiplantae; Streptophyta; Magnoliopsida; Lamiales; Lamiaceae. The coding region runs from base 91 to 258 and encodes 55 amino acids. The transcript has a single exon.
UCAUAUUCUCUUAUUAGCUGCAUACACCACUCUCUCUUCUCUUCUCUUCUCUCUUGUGUGUAACUAUUCAGCUUCGAUAAACUUGUUGGGAUGGAGGCCAAGAGCAUGAAGACGGUCGCCGUUGCAUUCAUGAUCAUGGCGCUCUCCGCCGUCGAAGCCGCUGACGCUCCGGCGCCGUCCCCCACUUCCGACGCAACCGCCUUUGUUCCCACUUUCCUCGCCUCCUUUGUGGCCAUGGCUUUUGCUUUUGUCUUCUGAUUUAUCAUCUUUACCUAAUAACCUUUCUAUUUUCUUUUACCUUUAAUUUUACCAGUACAAAUUUUUGUUCCUUGUUAACUUAUUAUUGUUGCAGUAUUCAUCACGACGGAUUUAGCUCGAGUAUUGAUUUGAUGGUGAUUUUUUGUUUUCCUUUUUCUUGUUUUCAUUUUUAUGUAGCAUCAUCUUGUUAUUAUUAAUAAGAAUUAUUGUGUUCUACUUC